AUGUGGGAUGAUUCAAGAAAAGGAGGGCAUUUUAAUGUGCGCCAAGAGAUCCCAGGAAUCGAAGAUUUAGAUAAUAAUUGGGAAAAAAAUAUUACUCUCCUCUUUAAAUUGGGAUUAUAAAAUUUUAAAAAAAACAUAAUAGAAAAUAUAAAGUGAGCAUUUGUUUGCUUUUUUAAUCUAUUUUUUAUGAAGAAUUAAUUCAAAAAUUCAAUCAAUUUAAAUAGAAAUUUUCUAUUAAAUUGAACAAAGCCAAUUAUAUAAAAAUUAUUUUUACCUAUAAAUGUAAAACUAGGUUAAUUUCAAAUUUUAACAGAUAUUUUAUUCCAAAUUUAAAGUGUGAGUAAGGUAAUACCAAGCUGCUUAAAUACAUGAGGAGAGACUUCAAUAAAAGAUUUAGUGAGAUUUAUCGAUCUAAGCAGCCUGAAAACUAGCAUAAAACCUAAAGAAGUAAAAGAAGAAGAAGAAAAAACUGACCAUUGGAUGCUUAUUUUAGACAACAAGGACCAAUAUAUUAUAGAAGGUAAGAAAUUUGCAAUUGGCAAAACUAAUUCCUUACUUCCUCCUCAGUGAGCGAAAAAAAGUUGUUUUAACAAAUUUCUGUUUAAAAAUGCAAUUUGUUUAACUAUCUUAGUUAGAGAUUUCAUUAUAGUUACUCGCUCAUAUGUCGAAAUAUUUUUCGUAAAUAAUUUUUAGUUCGCUCACUGUGGGCGUUUUUGGAAUAAAAAUAGUAUUUUUUUCAAUAGUUUUGUUUGCUUACCAAUAGGGGUAGUUAGGGAAGCCAGAUCUUUGAUUUCCUUAUUUUAAUGAUAACCAAAUUGAAUUGACCGUUGAAAAGGGUCAUCUUUUGAUUCAAGAAGCCCCAUCAAUACAAUUAAUUUCAUGCAAGAUUAUAGAAAAAUCAUUGUUAUUAUUCCCUGGACUUGCACUAAAAGCAGGAAAUUGCAUUUUAGAAGUUCAAGAGGUAAAUGGCUCAAACUCAUUAACAGUAACUUUUGGCCUCAUGGAUUCUGAUAGGGCACGAUAUGUGAUUGAAAAUAAAAGAGUUACCCUGGGAAGGGCAAAAGACGACUUUAUUUAUAACCCCGAUUUGACGUUGACAAGAAAACAUGCAGAAAUUUUAUGUGUAAAUGGAAUAUGGAUAAUCAAGGCUCUUGACAGCAAAAAAUUGUAUCGAUAUUUUCACACAACUUAUACAAUUGAAAAACAGACCAAAUCGGUAAAAACCGAGGUUUUUGAAAAUGAUAUCAUCCUGCUAGGGCAGUCUGAGCUGAGAGUGGAAAGAAUGGACUAA
This is a messenger RNA of Blepharisma stoltei, 1291 nucleotides long. Lineage: Eukaryota; Ciliophora; Heterotrichea; Heterotrichida; Blepharismidae. The record is from the annotation of a GenBank genome assembly.